AUGGCCGCCGUCCCAGGCAUCGUCGAGGAGCGUAACAACACCGACGACCGGGAAACCCCCCAACCAAUUCAUCAUGCCGGCGGCUCAGAUUCCGCCGCCGAAUCAACCCUGGCCAGCCCCUCCCAACUCAGCAUCGAUGGCCGAUGGGGAGAACAAACCGAGGGCGACCCGGUUUCUCGCCAUGGCGCAAUGGAAGAUUUCGAAGAGAUGCGGCGAGAACUGAGUCGGUUGAGUCUGCAGAGAACUCGCUCGCAGGUUUCUCGUCGCUCCGUUCGGCCUGCUAGUCGAUGGCGGUCAGCCACGAAGACUACUACGAAGGAUAUCGAAAAGGGAGACGAUGAGUCCGAACAGCAUGAUCAGGACGACUUUGAUCUAGGCGAGUUUCUGAUGGGUGGCACCCUAGAACGAAGGACGACUGCAGGCGAACCCGCCAAAAAGGUAGGCGUCUUAUACAAAAACCUGACCGUCAUGGGCGUGCAAGCGUCGGCAUCUUUUGUCAAAACGCUCCCUGAAGCGCUGACUGGCACGUUUGGACCGGAUUUGUAUCAUAUUGUGCAACAUUUCUUCCCCAAGCUCCGAUUUGGUAAGCCACCCGCCACAAGAACCCUAAUCAACGAUUUCACCGGCGUUGUUCGCGAUGGCGAGAUGAUGCUUGUCCUGGGUCGACCAGGUGCUGGCUGCUCUACAUUCUUAAAAACCAUCGCCAACGACCGCUCUUCGUAUGCUGCUGUUUUGGGUGACGUGAGCUAUGGCGGUAUAUCGGCUGAAGAACAACACAAACACUUCCGUGGAGAAGUCAACUAUAACCCGGAGGAUGACCAACAUUUUGCGACCUUGACCGUCUGGCAAACCCUUAAAUUCUCGCUCAUGAACAAGACCAAGAAGGGUGAUCGAUCCAGUGUGCCCAUUAUCCUGGAUGCGUUGCUGAAAAUGUUUGGCAUCAGCCAUACGAAAAACACACAGGUGGGUAAUGAGUAUGUGCGAGGUGUCUCAGGUGGUGAACGGAAACGUGUUAGUAUUGCAGAAACUCUUGCGUCAAAGUCGACAGUAACUUGCUGGGACAAUUCUACUAGGGGUCUCGAUGCUAGCACUGCUUUGGAUUACGCAAAGUCCCUGCGAAUCAUGACCGAUAUCAGCAGACGAACUACGUUUGUCACUUUGUAUCAAGCCGGUGAAGGUAUCUACGAGUUGAUGGACAAGGUCCUCGUCAUUGACGAAGGAAGAAUGCUUUUCCAGGGUCCAGCCAACGAGGCAAAACAGUACUUCGUUGACCUGGGAUUCUACUGUCCACCACAAUCGACUACAGCCGACUUUUUGACUUCCCUUUGUGACUCUAACGCUCGUCAAUUCCAGCCUGGUAAAGAAGUAUCAGCACCGAAAACUGCCGAAGAGCUGGAGGCUGUUUUUAGGUCAAGUGAUGCCUACAAACGUAUUCUCGACGACGUUGCACUGUACAAAAGUCAACUGGCCGACAGCCAGUUAGAAGACACCCGACUAUUCCAGCAAACUGUCGGCGCAUCAAAGAGCAGAACCGUCUCGAAAAAGUCUUCCUACACCGUCUCCUUCCCCAAACAGGUUGCCGCCUGUGUCAAGCGCGAAGUGUGGCUGUUGUUAGGCGACAAGACAUCUCUUUACACGAAGUUUUUCAUUGCCAUCGCCAACGCCUUGAUUGUCAGCUCCCUGUUUUAUGGUGAAUCGCUCAACACCAGCGGCGCGUUUGCAAGAGGUGGUAUCUUGUUCUUUUCUGUUUUGUUCCUUGGCUGGCUGCAAAUGACCGAAUUGAUGCCCGCUGUCUCUGGUCGUACUAUGAUCCAGCGUCAUCGGGAUUACGCAUUUUAUCGACCUUCGGCAGUCUCGAUUGCUCGUGUUGUGGUUGAUUUCCCAUUCCUCGCUACCUUGGUCACCAUAUUUGGUAUCAUUACCUAUUUCCUGUCUGGGUUGGAUGUUGACGCAGGCAAGUUUUUCAUCUACUUGCUUUUUGUCUACACAACCACCAUCUGCAUUACGUCUAUGUACCGCAUGUUCGCCGCCUUAUCGCCUACAAUCGACGAUGCAGUUCGUUUCGGCGGAAUUGCGUUGAAUUUGCUGGUCAUCUUUUUCGGUUACGCAAUUCCAAAAAGCGCUCUGCUCAAUGGCUCUAUUUGGUUCGGCUGGUUGUUCUAUGUCAACCCCGUCUCGUACGCCUACGAGGCAGUUCUCGCGAAUGAGUUUGCGAAUCGGGAAAUGGACUGCGAUCCUUCUAUGCUUGUGCCAUCUGGUCCGGGGGCUGUAGCUGGUCACCAGAGUUGUGCUCUUCCGGGGUCUUCGGUUGAUCAGACUAGAGUCUCAGGGGCAGCGUAUCUAGAAACGUCGUUUGGCUUCACGCGCCAUCACUUGUGGCGCAAUUUUGGUGUUCUUGUUGCUUUUACGGUUCUGUACAUUCUGGUCACGGUUGUUGCAAAUGAGAUGAUGACCUUUGCGAGCGGAGGGGGCGGUGCCCUUGUCUUCAAGAAGUCUCGGCGAUCAAAGCAACUCGCUCAAGUAGAGCAGAAGAGUGAUGAAGAAAACGUUGCAAACGGUGGAGUCGUACCGGCCAGCAACUCCUCAUCCGAGGAUAAAAUCAUGAACUCUUUGACGACAAGUGACCGUAUCUUCACCUGGUCCAACGUGGAAUACACCGUCCCCUACGGCAACGGCGAGAGGAAACUCUUGAACGGGGUGAGCGGAUACGCCAAACCUGGAGUCAUGAUUGCAUUAAUGGGUGCAUCUGGUGCCGGAAAGACAACCCUCCUCAACACACUCGCGCAAAGACAAAAGAUGGGCGUCGUCACUGGCGACAUGUUGGUCGAUGGCCGUCCUCUAGGCGCUGACUUCCAGCGUGGAACCGGUUUCUGUGAACAAAUGGACCUGCACGAUGGGACAGCCACGAUCCGCGAAGCACUGGAGUUUUCCGCCAUCCUCCGCCAGGACAGAGCAACCCCCCGUUCUGAAAAGAUUGAUUAUGUCAACCGCAUCAUCGACCUCCUCGAACUAGAAGACAUCCAAGACGCACUCAUCAGUUCGCUGGGUGUCGAGCAAAAGAAGCGAGUUACCAUUGGAGUUGAGCUAGCCGCCAAGCCCAGUCUUUUGUUGUUUCUUGACGAACCGACUAGUGGUCUCGACAGUCAGGCUGCAUUCUCCAUUGUCCGAUUCUUGCGAAAACUGGCGCACGCCGGCCAAGCCAUCGUCUGCACAAUCCAUCAACCUUCUUCCAUGCUCAUCCAGCAAUUCGACAUGAUCCUCGCCCUCAAUCCCGGCGGAAACACUUUCUAUUUCGGCUCCGUAGGCGAAGACGGCCGCGACGUAGUGGAAUACUUCGCUGACCGGGGCGUGGUGUGCCCUCCAUCCAAGAACGUGGCCGAAUUCAUCCUCGAAACAGCCGCAAAACCCGUCGUUCGCAACGGGAAACAAAUAGAUUGGAAUGAAGAAUGGCGCAGCUCCGCUCAAAACCAAAAGCUACUCGACGAGAUCGAAAAGAUCGUCAAAGAGCGCAGUCAAAUCCCCAUCUCAGACGACGCAACGGGAAAACAAACGGAAUUCGCGGCCCCAGUCACAACACAAAUCGAAAUGCUCACCAAACGAGUGUUUCUGCAGUACUGGCGUGAUCCUUCCUAUUACUACGGCAAAAUCUUCGUCAGCGUUAUCCUAGGUAUCUUUAACGGCUUCACUUUCUGGAAGCUCGGCAACACCGUGUCAAGCUUGCAGGACCGAAUGUUCUCAACUUUCCUCAUCAUCCUCAUCCCGCCCAUCGUGAUGAACAGCAUCCUCCCAAAAUUCUACAUGAACAGAUCUCUAUGGGAAUUCCGCGAAUACCCCAGUCGAAUCUACGGCUGGGUCGCGUUUUGCACUGCAAAUGUCGUUUGCGAGAUUCCCAUCGCCAUCCUCACGUCGGUUAUUUACUUUGUGCUCUGGUACUUCCCCGUCGGCCUACCGACGGACUCCAGUUCGGCGGGAUACGUCUUUCUCAUGACAAUGCUUUUCUUUUUCUUUCAAGCGAGCUGGGGACAGUGGAUUUGCGCGUUUGCGCCUUCGUUUACUGUCAUCUCGAAUGUCCUGCCCUUCUUCUUCGUAAUGUGCAACCUCUUCAACGGCGUAGUCCGCUCCUACGCCGAGUACCCCGUGUUCUGGAAGUACUGGAUCUACUACGCGAACCCAAUCACAUGGUGGAUUCGGGGCACUCUAUCCGCCGUUUUACCUUCUGUGGCAGUGGAAUGUGCACCUCAGGAAGUCACCUACUUCACGCCUCCGGACGGCCAAAGCUGCCAAUCCUACGCCUCGGACUGGGUGAACAACAUCGCUGGAACGGGCUAUCUCCUACCAACCACAAAUGCGGGAGGAGAGUGUGGAUAUUGCAUGUACAGCAAUGGAAGCGAGUACAUGCACACUCUCAACGUGCAGGAUGACGACAAAUGGCACUGUUUCGGCAUCUUUCUCGCCUUUGUGAUUAUCAACUGGGUGCUGGUUUAUUUCUUCAUCUAUACAGUUCGCAUCAGGGGGUGGUCGUUUGGCAUGGGUUGGUUGUUUGGUGGGAUUGGGGCUGUUGUUGGUGGAUUCAAGAAGCUGAUUAGGAGGAAGUAG
Messenger RNA from Talaromyces marneffei, 4596 nucleotides. RefSeq lists its product as uncharacterized. NCBI's taxonomy places the organism in Eukaryota, Fungi, Ascomycota, Eurotiomycetes, Eurotiales, Trichocomaceae. Gene Ontology annotation, cellular component: membrane. Gene Ontology annotation, biological process: transmembrane transport. Gene Ontology annotation, molecular function: ATP binding; ABC-type transporter activity; ATP hydrolysis activity. The record is from RefSeq and is a predicted model, not a curated record. The transcript is spliced from 2 exons. Bases 1 to 4596 code for a protein of 1531 amino acids.